Molecule: messenger RNA, 765 nt
Organism: Annulohypoxylon truncatum
Lineage: Eukaryota; Fungi; Ascomycota; Sordariomycetes; Xylariales; Hypoxylaceae
Exons: 5
Coding region: 1-765 (254 amino acids)
Biological process (GO): mycotoxin biosynthetic process
Source: RefSeq, a predicted model, not a curated record
AUGAGCAGACUAUUGGCAGACGAAGAACAACCUCUACAGAUGCCAGAUGAAGGCUUCAUCAAUCAAGAACAUCAUACCUCACCAAAGAGCCAUAACAGGAAUACCUUAACAACUCAAUUUGUUUAUAUACUUGUCCUCCACCUGAUAAUCUUUAUCCUAGUGGGAGUUAUUUGGGGCGGUGAAUACCGAAGAGCCCAACUUAGGAUAUUGAAGGGUGCCACUUGGUCUCCAGCUACUGAUUAUAUUCGGUACGAGAUAAUCGGCGACCACGCUUUGAAACAGAACUUACCCAGCGUCUAUUCUGGGCCACCAUCGGCUGAGAAUGAAAAUGCGUGGCAGGACCUUUUAACGCCAAUGUACUUCAAAGCUACUCGUGAAGAGAUGCUUCGAGGGGAGCAGCCUUUAGAGAACGGCACUCAACUAACUGGUGGAGGUUACCUCGCCACCCUGGGCGUUUACCAUGAGCUUCAUUGUCUGCGACAAUUACGUCUGUAUCUAUACCGAGACUAUUAUUAUGCAAACCUCACGUCGACACAAGAUGAGUAUCUUCACAAACACCUGGAUCAUUGUCUCGAAGCUCUUCGGAUUGCUAUAAUGUGCCACGGCAGUACUGCCCUAUACACAUUCGCAUGGGAAUCCUCAAAUCCAGGCAGGCCAACAACUAAGUCUAAUUCUAGAUCGGUGUGUGUCAAAUGGACUUCAAUCAAGAACUGGAGCUAUUCUAGAGAAAUUCUAGAAAGUGACCAGGUCGUCAUUCCUUCUUAG